This is a messenger RNA of Drosophila subpulchrella, 9044 nucleotides long. RefSeq names its product trichohyalin. NCBI's taxonomy places the organism in Eukaryota, Metazoa, Arthropoda, Insecta, Diptera, Drosophilidae. The coding region runs from base 830 to 8320 and encodes 2496 amino acids. The record is from RefSeq and is a predicted model, not a curated record. The transcript has 7 exons.
GCGGUACGGCACGGCAAACGAUCCACGAUCGACGACACAUCGACUGAAACCACAACGACGACGCAUGGACGGAUCAGCGGACUCCGUGCGCGAUUUUCAUUCACUUUUCACCCAACUUCUCGCUCAGUUCUCCGAUAUACACCGAUACAUACACCUAUAGAGAUAUAUAGUAGUACUAACAACCCGACCAGUAAUAAACGAGCCGACCGCCCAGCGGUCUCCCAACUGCCCAGCGGUUCGGUAGUCCAGCAGUUCACCACCAGUCCAACGGCGGCAGUUAGAAGGAAAACUCAUCAUUAUCCGUAAUAAACGUUAAAGAUAACGUCCGUCCCCCUCUCCUGUUAUUAAGCCGAAAACGUCGCCUUGUCACGUAAUGCCCGUUCAAUUUAAUUUCAUAAUUAAUUUUUUGGAAUACAUCGUACUGGGGUAAAAGUGCUGGUGCUGUCGCCAUUUCUCGUGAUUUUUUGGCAAGUAAGGAAUAUGAAAAGUGGCCGAGUGUGUGUUAAAUUAAAUCACCGCAUUAUAAAUAACUUGGGAAAUUUUUAAAUCUAAAGAAGAUAUAUACACAAGCGAGUAUAUCUGUGGACGCGCCAAGUAAUCGAAGCGACAAAAAACAUACGCAAAGUUCGAAAAAACGCGACAGAGUGCGGGACAGUGUGUGUGUUUGCCAAAUGUCACUUGUGUGUGCGUCACUGAAGAUAAACCACGAGCACAUAAAAAAUAAAACGCACACACAUUGGCCAAACGACAUAAAAAUAUAUAAUAUUCUAUUUAUUUACGCGGGUGUCUUGUAGCCAAAAAGUAAAUCCUAGCCAGCAAAAGCCACAAAAUGGAGUCGAAACGCUCGAAAAAAGGACGCAAAUCUCGGCCAGCACAGGAUGAGAAUCCCACUCAGCAGCAGCCACAUCAUCAUCAUCCCUGGGACGAAGUGUCGCUACCUGGAGCUGGAACUGGCCCCACUGAGCAGCCGACCAUACUCCUGAUCAACGGCAUCGCCAGCGAUUCCCAGCUAGAGGAAAGGGAGUCCAAGGCAGCCGCCUUGAAGUUGGCCCUCGAUAACAACUACAUCGAGGCCCCGCAGCCGCAUACAGUGCCCACCACUCCGGGUGGCUCCCAUCUCCUGGACUUCGAGUCCCAUCUCAUCGAGAGCAUCGCGGACGAGGCCAGUGGCGUGGGCAUACGGGAACUCACCCCCUUCGAGCAGGAACUGCAGCAGGGCACCUCCAAGGUAGACACCAAUGACUCGGAACCCGUCAUCGAGGUAGAACCAGCCGGGGCCAAGACCAAACAGCCCGUGGAAACUUCACCGCCGGCCCAUCAAAUCGCCGAGGUCGACGAGACGGCCACUCCGUCGGAGGAAGUGCGUCGCACCGCCGAGCAGCUGGUGGAUGAGAUCGAACAGGAGCUGAUCCAGGCCCUCAGCCGGGAUGUAGACGAGGCGCAGCGGGUGCACAGAGAUCAGGUUCAGCGGGAUCGCGAGGAGUUCAGCUCGCUCACCCAGCAGGUCGAGGUGCAGCUAAAUGAGCUGACCGGCAUCCUGAAGAACAAGCCCCAGGCGGAGAUUGUCUUGGAACUGCCGGUUGAGACGGAGGAGGAGCAAAAGCCCAAGCCAAUAGUUGCCGCUGCCAAUGAACUGAAGCUCGUGGAGGUACCCACUCCGAAAACCGAAGCCGAGGAGCAGGAACGCCAGGAGUUCAUCGACUCACUGCCCCAGAUCGAACAGAAUCGUUUGCAGGGAGGCAGUGGAUCAGAGGAGACGGAUGCCCAAAGACUGUCGGCGGACUGCAAGAGGGAGUACUACCAGUCCCUGAAGAAGUACCUCCUGCACAGCAGCCAGGAGAAGCCCCCAGUGCCCCUUCAAACAUAUCGCUGGGAGGAUCUAAAGCGAGCCAAGGAACGGGGUGGCUAUCCCUGGACCCAUCUGUACAAACGCCCACUUGGACCCGACGAGCAGCCGGAGAUUGUGCUGCUCUUGCGAAAGUCCCAAGAACUGCGCUUCAAAUCCGAAUCCCCCAAGUCCCUGAAGAAGGUGCGCUACGACGAGCAGGUGCUGGUUAAGGAGACCGAGCGCUACAUCCAGGACCUUUCCGAGGACGAGGCGGUAGCCACCACCACCGACGACAGCAGCGAGGAGUCGUCCGACUCGGAGACCGAGUCUGAACGGGAUCAGCACAACGAGGACGCCCUGAGCGAGUGCAUCUCCUGUGUUUCCGACUCCGUGCUGGCGGUUGGUGGCCACGCCCGACCACGUAAGACGAAUCGUCUGGCCCACAUCCGUGACCUGAUCCGGCGCAGGCGCAGCGGUCGCAGCCACGAGGACGCCCAGUCACUGCCCGGAAACUCGGCGAAUCCCAGUCGACAGAGCAGCGUUCACGAACUCGCCCCGCCGCCGGGAUCCUUAAUCCCGAACACCGAGAAGCCUUCCAAGAGCAGCAAACCCAAGCAGGGAUUCGACAUCAUGAAGAAGCUGAAGAGCCUAGCGGAGCGCCAGAAAAAGCGGCUAAACAUCAAGAGGAUCACCUUGAAAAAGGAGGAGAAAAUUGUGCUCGGCGAGCAGCAGAAGAUCAUGAAGCUGAAGGCCUCGCCAAAGUCGGAUCGCGGCGAAAUCCCCCAUUUCAUCGAGAAGCAGGACUCUGACGAAAUCCUGGAGCUGGUGGAAUACGAUGAGUCGCCCUGCCGCAAGCGCACCAAGGAGGAGCUGCUGGAGGAUCAGCCCAGUGGCAGUGGCAGCGGAAGAGUGCCCGAGCCCGAGGAGAUCAUCGAGCUGCCAGUGGUCAAGACUGAGACAGAGGCUCCCACAUUGGAGGUGACCGAACCAGAAGCCGAGGCAGAGGAAAAGCUGGAAAACAAAGAGGAAACCGAGGAGGAUCCGCCAAAGAAAACACCUCGCGUUCGGCGGGAGCAUGUUUACGAAGAGAUUGGCCAGGCUGGAGCUCAGGAACUGGCGGAGCAGCCCAUCCUGGAGCUGGAAUCUCUCAAGAAGUCCCUAACGCGUCAGGACAAUCUCGCCAUCGAUGAGAUCGAGGCGGCCAAGUCAGUGCCUCUGGAUCGCAUGGGCAGCAGUGAGGAGGAGCAGGUGACUGCCGGCAGGCCAGGCGCUCUGUUUGCUCCCAUCUCCUCCAUAGACUCAACCUCGUCGGAUGAGGAGCGUGCCCGCCUGGCGCAACUUUCACCCGUUGUCGAGGAGAGCGAUGAGCCCAUGGAGGUCAGUCCAGAUCUGCGUCCUUCCCUCAAGAAGGAGGCCUCGCCAGCGCCCUCGGACAAGAAGGUGACUUUCUCCCACAUCGAGGACGAAGCAGAACCGCAUCGCGAGGAUGUGGAGCUCCCCGAGGAUGUCCUGGAGGCGGCCACCAAUGCGGCCAGGUGGAAAAGCGAAAGUGAUCAUGAAUACGAGCCCGUGGGCGUGACGCCGGCGCACGAAUCCUCGCCAGCACUUAGCCCCCAAAGCGAACUGCAGUUGCCCAUGGAGAUCGAUGCCCCGCUCAGUUCAGGCGGCACCACGCCACGCACCGAAUCUCGCACCGACUACGAAAUCCACACCAGUCAGGUGGACUCGAGCGCCCUGGAGGAGCUGCCAUUGCAGCCGGAGAACCGUCGCAAGGGCUUCAUGGCCUCGGCCCAGGAUCGCACCAAGAAAAUGCAGGAUGGCAUCCGUCUGCAGGCUGGAAAAUUGCGCACCCGUCUCCAAACCAAGCCGAAGCCGAAACCCGUUUCAGGAAGUCCCAAGGCAAAGGCCAAGGAUCGUAGGCGCUUCAAGGCUCCCGAGUUCUCCAAGAUCAAGAUGCCCGAGAUUAAGAGACCAGACAUGUCCAAGCUGAAGGAUCUAAAGCGACCAGAGUUCACCAAGUUCAACAAGCCGGACAUGUCCAAGUUCAAGUUUCCGGAGAAGUUCUCCACCCUAAAGCUGCGUCGCAGCAAGAGUUUCAAGGAGAAUGAGGGCGAAGUGGUGUCCGAUGAGACACCAGAAGGCACCGGAGCCACUGCAUCCCCCACACAAUCCCAGCCAACGCCCAAGAAGAAGUUCGAGUUCAACUUUGGCACCUAUCCACGAGCCUUCCGCAAAAAGCAGCCAGUGGAGGAGCCAAUUCCUGUGGCCACGGAGUCAUCGUUGGGAACAGAAGGCCUGAGUGUGAUCCCCAGCACGGAGACGCAACCAUCGCAGACCUCGACCAGUUCACCUCAAGGAGAUCGUGGACCCGGACCAGUUCGAUCCCGCUGGGCUGAUAAGUUCUCAGAUGUGAGUUACAACGACAGCGAGGGAUCACGGUAUCGGCGAUAUGGCAGCGAACUAGAGAGCUUCGAUCGGGAAUCCUCCCUGGAACGUCGCAUGAAGGAGGAUUUAGAGGGCACCGAGGACACGGCCAGUGAGGCCCAGCCUCAGCCGGAGAUGGGCAUUCUGGGCGUAGUGGCGGAUAGCAAACAGUUUGCCGAAUUCGACGAAGAGAACCGUGCCAUCCACGAGAUCUCGAGCAAGAGAUCCAGGGAGUUCAAGCGCCGGCCCAUGGUGCACCAGGAUUCGGAUCUGCGCUCAGAGGACAGCAGAGAUGCCGAAGGCUGGACGGAGAAGGAUAUUCAGAAGAACAAGCUGCUCCGAAAAGCAGAAUUGGAGGCCGAGGCUGGCUUCUACAAGUUCCACGACCGGCAGGAUGCUCAAUCCACAGCUAGUUCGGGCAAAAAGGUGGUCAUGGAGCCCAUCGAUGAUGACGAGUUCUUCCUGCGCAAGCGCGGCAUUUCCGAGGAUAACAUCCAGUUGCGCCAGUACAUCAGUGAGGCCAUCCGCGAGGGUUACGACAUGCCCAACGCCUUGAAGCACGUGGGCUAUUCCGCCGAACAGGUUCCGGCGGAAUACGGUGACUACGAUGUGCCGCCGGCGAAGCCACGUCGCCUGCAUCGCAACUACCAGCCGGAGUUUGACUCCCAGGAGUUCCAGCGUAGUGAUUACGGCGACGAUCUCUCCAUGUCACAAAAUGGCAGUGAGUUUACUCCAAAGCGACCACUUCGCAAAGCACGCAGUCGCAGCAAGUACUCCAUUGAGGGCAGCCAGGAUAUACCCCAGGAUGGGGGAAGCAGCAUCCAGUACUUCGAGGACGACGAGGAUUACCUUCGACCUCCGGUCAGGGAUCAACCGGUUACGGAGUCCGAGCAGGCACUCAAUAACCUCGAUCUCGGCGGCAAGGCAGCGGCGAUGAUUCAGGAGGAGCUGGAGCAGGAGCGACAGAAGCCCCGUCCGCAGGCACCGAGGCGCCAGAAGAAACGCACAAGGGACGACGCAUCCGUCGACAAGGAUGCGGACUCCUUUAUCAACGGCUUCGGUGGUAGAUCAGUAUCGAACACCUUUUUGCAGCCACACGAAGAUGUAAUUGUUUAUCGCACUGAACACGAAUAUCGUCACAUACCGCUAGCCACGCCGGAUAGAUUCACGGACGGCACAUCGGCGCGCACGCAGCGUUCCGAGGACGACCGCACCUCGCGUGGUGCCGACUCCCUGAUCCUGGACGGGCACAUAAAGUACAGACCCGAGCUGGAGGACAACGAGAAUGUGGGGCCACGGACCAAGAGCGACGAGAAGUUCGUCAUCGAGAUGCUGGAGAGCGAUGGCUACGCGGUGGUCCGCAAAGAGCCACUCCCGAAGCCCACACCACCUGCCCGCAGGAAGAAGUUCACCCGGUCGCCGGGCGAACGGUUCGCCACGUUGCCCAGCAUCCGUGGCUCUCGGGGGUCGCCGCCACCGGCUCGACCACCACCGCCACAGCAGUACGUGCCCACAGAGGACUCCCCGAUGGUGCCACGGCGCAGAUCCGCGGCCAGUCUGGACGAGAUUCCCCUGAUGAUCAAGUCGAACUACGAGAAGGAGCAGCAGCAGAAACAGCAGCCGGAGGAGGAGGAUGACUACGAGGAGCCGGGUGCCCUGGAUCGCAACAAUCUGCAGUCGGGCGCGGUCAUCAACAAGAUGAAGUUCCGCCCGCUGCCGCCGCCACCGCGUCCUCCGCGCGAGAAGCGAUCCACGAGAGCGGGAAGCCAGCCUUUGGAGAGUUACGAGGACAGCGAACGGCUGGCCAGUUCCAGCCAGGCGGAUAGCUACGACCAGGGUGAGUUCGAGGUGGAGGUGUCCACGCAGACGGAUCCUUUGCCCGAUGACUUUGUGUGCGAGGAGUUCGAGAUCACGGAGGACAUGAAGAUCAUAGAACCGCGACGCUCCAAUGGUUCGGGUAACAAAACUCUCGAGGAUCUUUUGCGCAGCGUGGAGGCAGCUCAGCAGCAGGCGGACGAGGUGGACGGAGCCCGAGUUCUCUCCGAAGACGAGCAGCUGGCCAAGGGUCUGCAGAGAUUCCGGGACGCCAAUCAGCGCAGCAUGUCCGAGCGAUCUCGGGCUUCCUCUCAAGCGGAUCGCUCCAAGUCGCUGAGUCGCCCGCAGACUCCAUCGUCGGCGGUGAUCAUCGAGCGACGUGUGCCCACGCCUAGUCUCAUAACUGGCGAGGAUGAUGCCACGGUGCAGGCUUCGCUGAUUGUGAGACCCAUCAGUGCCGCCGAUUUGAUAGAUGACGAUCUGCGCCGCGAGGAGGAGGAACUGCGUCGCGAGGGCUUGCUCUCGGACAGCUCGGUGCAGAGUAAAUCCGAUGUGGAGGAUGAACACGGCGAGGUGGCCUUGAGUGACUAUGCCGCCAGCUCGGCGGAUUUGGAUGCGGCGGUGGAGCAACUGCAGCAGGCUCAGCUGGAGAGCGAUUUCGAGAGCCGACUGGAGGAUGAUGAAGUGGAGCGCACGCUCAGGGACAGCGAGUACGAAGAGGAGAAAUAUUCGGAGCAUGAAGAAGAACAAGAAAUAGCGCAACUGAAGAAGGCUAUGGAAAAAGAGCUACAGGAAGCCUUGGAAAAGAAGCUGUCUGACUACCGCCAGAAGGAUGAGGAUCUUGAGCAAGAACAAGAGCAGGAGCAGACCUUCUCGGAAGAGGAACUGGCUGCCUCUGAGAUCGAUUACCACCAAUCCGAGGAAGAGCAGGCCACCUCCGAGGUGGAUUACCACGAUUCCGAGGAUGAGCAUCCGUUGUCCGAGGGAGAACAGCCUCUUUCCGAGGAGGAGCACACCCUCUCCGACACGGAACAGCCCCCGUCUGAGUCCGGACUCCCGGCUGUUGAGGAACCAAUCCAGAAAUCCACCGCUAGCGAACCCACCGAGGCCGAAGUGGAGCUUAAGUUUGUUGCCACUUUGCCCACAGAACCCGCUUUUGGAGACCAGGCGGAGGAGGAAUUGACGGAGGCACCUUUGCCACCACCACGCCGCAAGUCCACCACCGCCAUUGAACCCAUUGCCACCACUGUGCUGACCAUUGCUGAGCAGUCCAGCCGCGAGCUUACUCCCGUUCAAACAGUGCAAUCCCCGCCAGAACCACAGUUCCCCAGUCACUUGGCGGAACUGGAGGUGGAACGAUUGCGAGUCCAUGCCCUGCAGGCUGGCCAGAUCCAAGUGUCCCAGCUACAUGGCAGUCAGAUCAAAGCCGACGAUUUGGAGUGCAAAUCCGGGCAUUUGGUGGUGCAAAAUAUCGAACUGCCGCCUGGAUUCAUUGACGACAUUGUGGAGCGGGUGCGGGAACAGCGUCCUUCCCUUCUGACCACUGAAACCCAGACCAGUCGGCAGGCCAGCAGCGAACCAGCCUCCUCUGAGAAGGAGCUGCCUGUGAAGCCACCACGUCAUAGCAAGACCACCGAGCAAUCGAUACCGAUCGCGAAUCUGGAUGAGCAGACCCAGACGGAAGCGGGUCUGUUGCCACUGCCUCCACCACCGGCGGCCUAUCCCAGUGUCGAGUACCUCCAGUCGCUGGCUCCACUGGCCUUCUACAAUCUCCAGCGCAGCGCGGAGGCGGAGCAGGCGGAGGCCUUAACACCAUCCGAGCGAAAGGCACCACACAAGUGUCGCCGUCGUCAUGUCCAGGAGCACAUCGAACCCGAAUCGGGCUCCGAGUUGGAGGAACAGCUGGUGGAGCGACCACGAUCGCGAUCACGCCGCUCUCGCACCCGAAGUGCCACCCAGCCCUUGGAGGAGGAUUACGACGAGGAUCAGCCCAAGACGGUGGUCCAGGCUGGCCGGCAGUUCAUCUCCGCCUGCAGUCUGGAACUCGUGAACAUCAUCAACCAGCUGACUUACUACGUUCGCGGCGAAGCAGUGGAGCCACAGCAGGCGCCACGUAACGUAUCCGCACUAAUGGUCCUCUUCAUCCUAAUUACCUUCGGAGUGCUGGUAUUCCUGCUUACCGGGAGACAGGUGCACACACACCAUUGGGAUUACUUUAAUCCGCCCGGAAACGAGCACGGCCGGCAGACGUGAGGGGCUGUGGGGGGUCCCAUCCUGGUUUUGCUAUCCUUUGGGGCGGUUUUGCAUUUUGGAGCAUCGAAUCUGGCCAAGCAUCUUGGCGGGGAGGAGAAACGAAUUUAAACGCGGCCAGGUGUCCGCUCGAAACUUGAAGGCCUUAAUGAUACUAACGAGAAAUUACUUUAGGAAAGGUGCGCCGUGCAUUGGGGGCGGCGAUGGACGAGAUGGGCAAUGGGCAAGGGGCGUGCCCGUGCUACUAGUCACACAAAACAAUCGAAACCAGAAUCCCAGUUCAGUGAUCCAUCAUCAGACACAUACCGACAUCUAACUUGUACUAACCAGAGAAACAUAGAGGGAACAUUUUUCAACAUUGUCUACCAACGAUAUAGAGAUCUAUAUGAAAUCAGCAGAGCAACAGAAGCAACGACCAUGUAUUAACUAUGUACUUAGACGUUUUCAGUUUCAUGCCAAGGAGGAGCGAGGACCACUAAUCCAAUAAACACUAAUUUUGUUUGCUCAUUUUUCUACCACAUAAGGCAAAACGAGAGAUUCAAUUGUUGAACAAAUUGUUGUUUAAUUUAGAUCAAAAUGUAGGAAUUAAUAUACAAAACAUACACUCUUUUUCAUUGAAUUCAUUUGAACGUUAUAAUUUGAAAUGCGAGUACUUAGCCAGAAAGUGAACAUAUAUACAUAAAUAUAUAGAAGCGUAUUUUCAAUAAAGCAAAAUAAUAUAAAAUAA